Schistosoma turkestanicum is the source of this 2201-nucleotide messenger RNA. NCBI's taxonomy places the organism in Eukaryota, Metazoa, Platyhelminthes, Trematoda, Strigeidida, Schistosomatidae. The record is from the annotation of a GenBank genome assembly.
CUAAAUACUCGUAAUGUAUUAUAUUGUAUUAUUCAUAACAUUAGAAAGUGCUAUUUAAUAGAGAAUAAAAAGCUUAUAUAUAUAUUUUAUUAAAUAUUUAUGUAUUUUAGCAUUCAGAUAUUUGUUUACCAAGAAAUCUUAUCAAAUAAUUAAGUAAAAUGCGAGGAUCUUUGUACAUUGGUGAAUUUUACAUUUACCUAUGGUAUCUUUUUAUGAUAAUUAAAAUCUCAUUUUCAAUGAGUAUAUGAGUUUUGAACCCGAAUGUGGAGAACAUACACCUUGGUAUUCUCAUUUCACCAUUCAUACAUGUUUUACAAAAUUUAAAGUACGGAGUAUCAUGAAAUCCUCUAACCAAUGGAUUUCAAGAUGAUCUUUCGGGCAACUCUAUGAACCUGAGAUCAUGCUAGUAGAGUUUCACUUCCUUUUAUCACUAUGAGUAUCAGCAACUUGUUAUAAAAUCUACCGAAAAUUCAAUAGUUUAAUAUUUGAGAAAUACGAGCAUAUUUUCAGUACGAUAAGUAAACAUUAAGAUAAGACAUAUACCAAAUCAGAAUCAUUCUACAGUCACCUUAGUCAACUUUAAGAAACAUCAUUUGCAAUCGUUUAGCAUUUCAUGCUUCAGUUAACUUUGGAAUGUCAUGCGUGACAGAUAGACUGAUCUACUUGACCAACAAAACUUUGUGCCUUCUCCACUCAAUAAAACUGUAAGCCUCCAUUCAUCAUUGACUACCGCUUCUAAUAUCUCUGUUAACAUUCAAAUAGAAAUAGUUUUCAUUUAUUGUGAUGCACCAUUUAAGAAAAUACAAGUCGAUAAUGGUUUCUUUUGAAAAUUUUUCACAUCAACAAAUGAUGUUUGGCGCAAUUUGUUCAGAAGAUCAACAGAUUUAAUCUUUGGAUUAUGUUUACUGCUAUUCAACUAUGCAGACGUCUAUAUCGACAACAAAAUAUCAAAUAUUUCAUUAUAUACUUAUUUUUGAAACGGCUUCUCCAGAUUUGUAUUAUCUUAUUUUUUUUAAAUAUCAUAUUGUGUACUAUAAUUUUCAUAUACAAUAUAAAACACUUGCCUGUGGUGUCUCAAGAGCCUGGAAUUUCUCAAAAAUCAGCAGCCAUUAGUAAUCAUACUAGCAUUGUGAAUACACCGAGUCAGUCAGGACUUUUUGAAGAAAAUAUCAAACGAUAUUCUCAAAAAUAUUAUCAAUAUUUUGAAACAAACAAAACAAAUUAUAUUGAACCAGUUUUAUUGCCAUCAAAUCAUUGUGAUGUUAUAACAAAUAAAAAUUUAACAAAUAUUAUCAUAUUCAUUAAAUCAACAGUUCAUGAAUUCGAAUUACGUCGAUCAUUACGAAAUACAUGGGCCAAUGUCCAAUGCUACACUAGAUAUACCAUCAGACCACAUAUUUAUUUCACAUUAGGCAGAGAAAACUCUUCGAAUUGGAUCAAUGCUACAAUACAAUCGAAAUUAUUAGUUGAACACGAACAAUAUCAUGAUAUUCUUCAGUUUAAUUUUAUUGAAAGUUAUUAUAAUUUAACAAGAAAACUUAUUGGAAGCAUUGAAUAUUAUGCUACAUUUCAUUGUUCAAAUGCGAAAUUUGUUAUUUUCAUUGAUCAAGAUUUUAUUGUGAAUCCAGCUAAUCUGGCGAAAUUUCUUUUAAGCAUUACAAAGACACAAUAUUCCAAAUUGGUUGCUGGUUACGUGAUUAAAAAUGCCAAACCAUUUCGUGCUUUAAAUAGUAAAUGGUUUAUAUCCAGACAAAUUUAUCCAUUUGAUUCGUAUCCCGAUUAUCCACUUGGUGGAACAAUGAUCUUUAGUAGGCCGGUUAUUAUUACCAUGAAUGAGCAAUUGCGUCAUAUGAGACUGUUUCCAUUUGACGAUGUUUUAAUUGGUAUUAUUUUGGAGAAAUUAAAAAUUCCAAUUAUUCAUUUAGAAAAUAUCUUACCAUCAAAUAGCAUGAUUGAUAUUCGACGACCAUUUAUCACAGCACAUUUCAAAGGUAAUUCACAUUUAUUAAUCAAUGUAUGGAAAUCAUUACGAUUUGAUAAACUAUGCCUUUAUUAUUAGUUUAAUUGAAUAUUACGAAGUUGUACUUUAUUUUUUCACUUUUGUAAACAAAUGUAUUAUUAUAUACCGAUUUAUUAAAAAAAAAACUAUUUGUAACUCUUUCAUAUUUAUUUUGCUGUUCAAUAAAUUUUACUGAUACAAA